AUGCGACUAUAUUUAAUCCAGAAAAAUUAUCGGACAUUUCACAAUUAUCUACAUCAAAUUUUUCUCUUCUGCUAUUUACUUUUCGUAUUGAACGUAUAUUCACUAUUGUACUUCUUAAAAAUUUUUAAAUUAUUAUUAUCAUUAACACGUACUAUGUCUCAAGAAAUAAGUAAAGAUCCGUUUGAAUUUUGUGAUCUAGCAUCAAUAACAUCUAACGAUGAGCACUAUGAAAUUAACAAUAAGCUGAAUUUAUUAUUAACGAAUAUUGAACGAAUUGAUAAAAAUGUUUUGAAAUUAAAUCAAUUGGUAGAUAUGUUAAUAUCAAAACAAACAAUAAUGGAAAUAACAUUAAGCAGUAUAAAUGCUGAUUAUAUUAACACAAGAGAAAUUAUUCAUAAAACAGAAACAUUAUGCUCGAAAAUAUUGAAUAUUAUUGAAGAGCGAGCAUUAUCAUAUGAGCGUGCAAUUGAAGAUGCUGCACAACAAAUUCAAAUAGUUACGCAAAAAGUAAUAUUAUGA
Molecule: messenger RNA, 519 nt
Organism: Didymodactylos carnosus
Lineage: Eukaryota; Metazoa; Rotifera; Eurotatoria; Philodinida; Philodinidae
Source: the annotation of a GenBank genome assembly